GUAUGACAUUGCACUGCUGUUCAAGGGCCACUCUCCUUUACCUGAAGCUAAACAGUUAUUCUGGUGUAGUAGGCGUUGAUCUCAAACUGUUCGUUGAGGUAUACACAAUAGGAACUCAGUCUAGUGUGAGAGUAACAGACAGGAAAAGGCUUCAGUUUCAGAGAAAAAAGUGCUGAGACGCUGAGACAGACACUCUUCUGCUUGCUGAUAGUGUUUUCUGCUGCUUUUCUGAACUGUCAAGAGGACAGGAAUAGCCAGCCCAUGGAAAUGCCAGAAAUGGAUGUUGACCAUUCUCUCUUCCCUGAGUUCGUCAACUUCACUUAUCCUCCCAUAGACGAGCUCAUGGGGGUCCCUUGUAACGUCUCUAUCUUGGGCUUGAGCAGUGUUGGUCUAAUGAUCACCUACAUCGCUGUGUUCAUCUUCAGUGUGCUGGGUAACAGUGUAGUCAUCUACGUGGUGUGCUGCAUGGCUAGGGGCCGGACCACCACAGACGUCUAUCUGAUGCACCUGGCAAUGGCUGACCUCCUCUUCUCCUCGACCCUCCCCUUUUGGGCCGUCUAUGUCUACUCCCACUGGAUUUUCGGUACCUUCCUCUGCAAGUUCCUGUCUGGCCUCCAGGAUGCUGCCUUUUAUUGUGGGGUUUUCCUGUUAGCGUGCAUUAGUGUGGACCGCUACCUGGCUAUCGUGAAGGCCACGCGGGCACUGGCCCAGCGGCGCCACCUGGUGGGGUUGGUGUGCGGAGCUGUGUGGCUGGGGGCGGGGCUACUCUCAUUGCCCGUGGCACUCCAACGGGAGGCUAUCCAACCCGAGGAUCUUGAAGGCCAGAUCAUCUGCUUUGAGAACCUGACUGCGGCGAGCAGCGAUCGGUGGCGGGUGGGUGUGCGGGUGAUUCGCCACGUGCUGGGCUUCUUCCUGCCACUGUCGGUCAUGGUCGUCUGCUACAGCUGCACUGCAGCGACGCUGUUCCGUGGCGUGCGCAUCGGCGGCCAGAAGCACAAGGCCAUGCGCGUCAUCCUGGCCGUGGUGCUGGCGUUCGUGGCAUGCUGGCUGCCGCGCAACAUCAGCGUGCUGGUAGACACGCUGAUGCGGAGCGGCUUGCUGGGCGAGGAGACGUGUGAGAUUCAGAACAAGGUGAGCGUGGCGCUGUAUGUGACUGAGGUGAUGGCGUUCACGCACUGCGCCGUCAACCCCGUGCUGUAUGCCUUCAUCGGGCAGAAGUUCCGGAACCAGCUCUUGGUGGUGCUCCACAAGCAUGGGCUGAUCAGCAAGAGGUUGAUGGUGGCGUACCGCAGUGGCUCAGUCAACAGCACGGCCAGUCAAAGGUCUAGGAACACCUCUGUUACCCUGUAAGGUUUCAGUAAUCAGGGGGUGGUGUGGAAGGGGUGAGUUUCACUGGUUCCUCACACCGUAUGGUCAGGGGUGCGGACAUGGCGAGAAACUUGUUCUUCAUGUUCUAGGGGUGUGUGUGUG
Oncorhynchus nerka (sockeye salmon) is the source of this 1470-nucleotide messenger RNA. Its product is annotated as C-X-C chemokine receptor type 1-like. The record is from RefSeq and is a predicted model, not a curated record. Lineage: Eukaryota; Metazoa; Chordata; Actinopteri; Salmoniformes; Salmonidae. Gene Ontology annotation, biological process: positive regulation of cytosolic calcium ion concentration; G protein-coupled receptor signaling pathway; neutrophil chemotaxis. The coding region runs from base 262 to 1350 and encodes 362 amino acids. The transcript is spliced from 2 exons. Gene Ontology annotation, cellular component: external side of plasma membrane; membrane. Gene Ontology annotation, molecular function: C-C chemokine binding; C-C chemokine receptor activity.